This is a messenger RNA of Pristis pectinata (smalltooth sawfish), 6919 nucleotides long. It is a transcript of the gene elapor2b, whose product is annotated as endosome-lysosome associated apoptosis and autophagy regulator family member 2b. The transcript is spliced from 22 exons. Gene Ontology annotation, biological process: positive regulation of BMP signaling pathway. Bases 63 to 3065 code for a protein of 1000 amino acids. Lineage: Eukaryota; Metazoa; Chordata; Chondrichthyes; Rhinopristiformes; Pristidae. The record is from RefSeq and is a predicted model, not a curated record.
UGGGUGGAGGAGCCGGAGCGGCUGCCUGUGUGUGUGUGUGUGUGUGAGAGAGAGCGGCUGCGAUGGGUCCGGCGGGGCUGAGCUGCUGUGUCAGUCUGCUGUCUGCGAGCGCCCUUCUCCUGCUGCACCGAGCCGCUGCGGUGUCGGGGCUCGGGGCUUGUACAGAGAAUGACUAUCACUUUCAGUACACGGAAUGCGACAGCACAGGGUCCCGGUGGAGAGUUGCUAUCCCUACCAAACCUGGGAAGUGCACAGGACUGCCUGAACCAAUCAAAGGCCGGGAAUGCUCUUUUUCCUGUGGGUCUGGGGAGUUCCUGGAUUUGUUAAACCAGACCUGCAGUAAAUGUGCUGCAGGCAGUUACUCCUUGGGCAGUGGCGUCAGGUUCGAUGAAUGGGAGAAUUUACCACCAGGAUUUUCCACCGUGGCAACGUUUGUGGAGGAUGUAGAUAACAGCCUCAACACUGGGGUCAACUGCAACUCGUCGUCCUGGGUCCCACAGGGGAGUUACAUCGUCUCCAACAGAGAUGACUGUACAGUUUCUCUCAUCUAUUCUGUGCAUCUGAAGAAGCCUGGAAGUGUUUCAUUUGACUAUCAGUAUGUGGACAACAGCAUAUUUUUUGAGUUUUUUGUUCAGAAUGAUCAGUGCCAGGACACCGAAUCCACAGAACAGAAGUGGAUGCAUUUGACGGACAGGGAUGAGUGGAAGAGACACUCGGUGGAUUUGAAGACCGGCACAAAUGUUCUGUACUGGCGGACAACAGGAAUCCUCCUGGGUGAAAAAUUGGCCAAGCGAGUUCUUCUGAAAGACAUCUACAUUGAAGGUGUCGCUUAUACCUCAGAGUGUUUUCCGUGUAAGCCUGGGACCUAUAGCGAUGUGGCAGGCUCAUCCGUCUGCAAACCUUGCCCCAGAAACACCUUCUCAGGAAGAGGAGCCAGUUCCUGCCAGAAGUGUGAUGAAGCCCGGCAGUUUUCAGAGGAAGGAUCCAGUAAAUGCCAAAACCGCCCACCGUGUUCAGAGAAAGACUAUUUUCAAAUCCACACCCAGUGUGACAGUGAGAAAAAGACCCAAGUGAUGUACAAGUGGAUAUCACCAAAGCUUUGCAGAGAUGACAUUCUGAAAGCAAUCAAGCUCCCACCUUCUGGAGAGAAGCAGCCUUGUCCACCGUGUAAUCCUGGCUUCUACAACAAUGACACGUCAAGCUGUAGCCCCUGCCCUUCCACUACCUACUCUGACGGCAUGAGUUCAUGUAAGCAGUGCCCAGCUGGAACUGAACCUGUGUUGGGUUUUGAGUAUAAAUGGUGGAACACGCUGCCUUUUAAUAUGAAGACAUCAUGUUUCAACGUGGCUAACACUAAGUGUGAUGGAAUGAAUGGGUGGGAGGUGGCUGGAGAUCACAUUCACAGUGGAAUAGGCGGCUCCGACAAUGACUACCUGAUAUUAAGUCUGCACAUUCCCAGCUUCAGCUCACCGAUAUCCACGUCGCAGACUGCUGGAUCAGAGAUUGGGAGGAUCACGUUUGUCUUUGAGACUCAGUGUGCUGAAGCUUGUGAGCUGUACUUCAUGGUGGACGUUAACAGAAAGUCUACCAAUGUCGUUGAGUCCUGGGAAGGCACCAAAGAGAGACAGUCUUACACUCAUCUCAUCACAAAGAAUGCGGCUGUUACAUACACAUGGGCUUUCCAACGGUUGAACUCUCCACAGGAGGAACGGAAGUACGUAGCCGAUAACGUAAAGAUCUACUCCAUCGUGGUGAACAAUGCGGGAAAUGGCGUGGGCCUCUCCUGUAGACCGUGUGCACUGGGCUCGGACCAGAGCAGCUCUUCCUGUGUCCCAUGUCCACCCGGACACUACAUCGAUAAGGGCACAAACCAGUGUAAGGAAUGUCCUGCUGACACCUACCUCUCAGUCCACCAUGUCUACGGGGUGGAGUCAUGCAUUCCUUGUGGCCCAGGCAGCAGAAGUAAUAAGGAUCACUCGGUUUGCUUCAGUGAUUGCUCCUAUGUACAUUCCUCAGAGAAUCACACUUUAACAUUUGAAUUCAGCAGCCUUAAUGGUGUGUCGUCCUUAAUGAAUGGACCCAGCUUUACGUCCAGAGGAACAAAGUACUUUCACUUCUUUAAUAUCAGUUUAUGUGGGAAUGAGGGAAAGAAGAUUGCAGUGUGCUCGGACAACGUCACUGACGUGACGUUACAGGACGUACAGAGCGACUCCAGCGACUUUAGCAAUGACAUUACUUCCUUUCUGUGCCAAUCAACCAUCAUUCCUUCAGAUGGGAGGAGUUUCAGAACCGCGCUGUCAUCUCAGUCUAUAAGCUUGGGUGACACCUUUCUCGGGGCAAGUGUUGAAACGUCAAUGCAGAAUAUUACAGCAAGGCCAGACCACUUCCCUCCUCCUCCAACCCACGUACCUGACAUCCACUUCUUCUAUAUGUCUAAAAUGUCGACUACUUCAUGUGAAAGUGAGCGUGGGGCGGUGGUAACCAUGAGAUGUAAUCCAACAAAAGUCGGGCGAGGAGAAAUCUCCGUACCAAGUGAUUGUCCUGGUGGGACAUGUGAUGGAUGCACCUUCCUCUUCCUGUGGGAGAGUGCUGAGGCUUGCCCACUGUGCACAACCAAUGACUACCACGAAAUCGAAGGAGCCUGCAGGAGUGGUAUUCAGGAAACGACGUAUGUGUGGAAGGAGCCAAAAGUGUGCGUUAAAGGGGUGCUGCUGCCCAAGAAAAGCACAGCCAACUGCGAGAUGAUAGACUUCUGGCUGAAGCUGGUUGUAGGAGUCGGAGCCUUCACUGCCGUCCUCCUGAUUAUCUUAACCUGCUACUUCUGGAAAAAGAACAAGAAGCUGGAGUACAAAUACUCCAAGUUGGUGAUGAAUGCAAACUCAAGGGAAGGGGAGCUCCCAGCAGCCGACAGCUGUGCUAUUAUGGAAGGUGAAGAUAAUGAAGAGGAUGUGGUUUAUUCCAAUAAACCUUCAUUGCUAGGGAAGCUAAAGUCAUUAGCUUCAAAGGAUAAAGAUGAUAUUUUUGAGUCUGUUCAACUCAAGUCCCCAAGAUCACACAAUAUAUGAAGAUGUAGCUUCAGAAACGUUGGCAGUAAUUCCUCCUGUGACAUGUGGAAGCACAUGCCAAGCACAAAUGACGUGGAUGACAAGACUUCUUAAAUAUUACUGUCCCUGAAAUGCUUCUCAAAAGAACCAUUUGCAAACAGUUACUGUUUGAUUGCCUUAUUGUGCUGGAUGAAAGGGGUCUCAGACCAGAGUUGCCAAAACGGUCAAUGCCUCUGGUUGCCAAACUGACAACAUAUAUCUCAGGAAGAGCUUACAAUCAUUCUCAGUAAUUGUUCACCAACAUGAUUGGGUAUUUUCUGUAUACUUUUUCAUUGUGAUUUCUGUGUGAUUUUUCCAGGUUAUUUUGUCUUAUGCUGCUUUUGCAAUCCUGCAGUUAACUGCAGUAUUCCAUGUUGAAAAGAAAUUAAGAUACUGCAACUAUAAAUUCUAUUGUUUAAUAUUCCCCAUCAUUAAUUAUAUUUAUGUUGUGCAGUGCAGCAAAUGAACUGCUAUUGCAUUGACGUAAAUUAUGUUUGCAAUGAACCAUGUGUAAUUCUUAAAAUAUACAAACCCUUCCUAUCAGGAUACAGGUUUAUUACAGUAGCCCUCUGCACUGGAAAGGUGGUACUUUGUGCUUUGGAAGUUAUUGUUUAGUAGUUUAUUUUAAAACCUGGGUGUUACAAGUCAGUGCCUGGUCUGAUUAACGUGUUUCUAUCUGACCACGCCCUCCCUGCCUCUCAUUCAGUCAUCCUUGCCAUUUGAGUGAAUAUUUUUUUCUUAAAAUAAAUUUUCAUGCUUUGCAAUGCUUCUGCAUUUUCCAAUUUCACCAUAAAGGCAAAAGAGGCCUGUUUACAUUUUUAAAGAAAUUUGGAUCAUCUACUAUGAGAUUUUAAAUCGAAAAGCAAAAAAAAACUGAAGAUGCUGGAAAUCUGAAACCAAAACAGAAAAUGUUGGGAUACACAACAGGUCAGGUGGCAUCUGUAGAGAGAAAAAUCAUCAAUGUUUCAAGUUGGUGACUUUUUGAUGAAAUGUCAACUCUGGUGAAAAGUCAUACUCUGUUUCUCUCUUAAUAGAUGCCACCUGAUCUACUGAGUAUUUUUAGCAUUUUUGGUUUAUAUUUAAGAAAAGUUAAAUUUUAUUUUGACAUUUAUUAAUACUCCCACAUAUCAACACCAAAAUAUUUUUAUUCAUUUUCAAUUCAGUGAAAGAAAACUAAUAUUAAGAAAUAGUUUAUUGAAGAGUACCACAGCUGAAAUAACUGAAAUGACUACACUUCCCUGGAUUUAGUGGUGUUAGAGAGAAACAUGAAAUAGUAUCCAUAACGCUUUGAGAGAAAUUUUGGGAACAAGGGCCCUAUUUUCAUGCUGUGUGUGUUGUAAUUGUGGUCAUGAUCAGAAAUCCUUAAGCAUUGUUGCAAUGUUUUUCCCCCCACUUUGGACAGAGCCCCUGUGAAAGGCAUUAACCCUGUUUCUCUGCUCUGAAUUUCUGUGAGUGAAUGUCCAGCAAAUGAAUCCAAACAGGAAAAUCUUUUCGUGAAACACGGACGACAAACUUUAGGGAAGAUUCAACAAAUUGUGUCACUUACUGCAGGAGUUGCUCUAUGAGAGAACUUGCUAGGAAGGUUUUUUCUUAUGAAUUCAUACCACCAACAGCCACCAGAAGGCAGCAGCACUUUUAAAAUCCAUUUCCAAAAGCAAGCAGUUGAAUUCAUUAAGUGCACAAAGUACUGCCCCAUUUAUCCCUCCAGAAUUGAAUAUGGCAUAUCAUAUUCCUUAAAUCAGUAGUUCAAUAGACCUCUGCUUAUGAACUAGGCAGCAUUUACAACAACCUACACUUCACGUGACUGGUUAGCACUUGAACUUAUUUAUAUAAAAAUAAUUUGACAGACCAAAAUGUCCCUUGCUAUUUUGAUGAGCAUGUUGAUUUUUAGUUCUGACUACUAUAUUUCUGUUUACAUUAUGAAUGAAUUGGUGAUUUGAUAUUUUAAAACUGUGAAAUAGUGUUGGACUAUUUAAGAUAGAUAGUUAAGGUGAAAUGUUCCUUUGAAUUGUACAGGUGGGUUACUGGUAAAAGAAAGCAGAGGCUUUCUGUAAAUUUAAGGUACAGUUUAAUUAAGUGUUGCAGUGAACAAUAAAAGCUUGCAAAUUGAAUGCCUUUUUGGGUAUAUUGAUUCUGUUGUGCUCUGACCAUCAAGGGGAAUGUAUUUUUGUCAUAGUUCUCUAUUAUUCUGUAAACCAAUUAGGAAAUGAGACUGGGAUAAAUAAGCAGGAUGAGAAAUUGGGCAGGAUUUGGGGAAAAGCAGAAUAUUCGUAAUGCUUGUCGCAAGCUGGAAGUAAAGAAUAGUGUGUUGAAUGGUGCCUUGUACCAUGUUCAUCUAUCUGGCAGAGUUAGCCAUUCAAUGCUAAUAUUAUUUCACUGGACACACAGACAGACAGACACACAUACACAAUGAAACAGGGGAGAGGUAGAGUUUCCAAUUUGAAAGCAAUUUGUAAAUCUGACACAAAUCACAGCCAAAAAUGCACCCAUUGUGAGAAAUUAUUUGCCCUCAUGUUUUCUUCGAAGUUCAUUUACUUAUCACUGAACCAAUAUAAUAGGGCAGUGUUUCCAAAACAUUUAUAAAUACGUUGCUUUAAAAAUAUUUCUUGAUAGAUUUAUGUGGUAACUUGAAGUUUGAUGAAUGCAGUGGGAAGAGAAUUUAUUGAAGAAAAGUAAGCAUUUUAAAAUCAGAUGUGUGUGACUUUGACUUUUAUAAAUUAUAUUUAUAAUGGUUACUGGAUUGAGAGGUGUGGACUGUUGACUGGAGGCUUCAGUUCAAAUCCCACAUUGGCAGCUGGGAAUCUAAAUCAAGUAAUUAACUAACUGGGAAUAAAAAAUCUAGUAUCCGUAUCGGUGACCACGAAACUACCAGGCUGAUUAAAAAUGCUAAAAACGCUUGCAUACCACAAGGAAGGAAUUUGGCAUCUUUCUCUGAUUUGGCUGUGUCCAAACCUAUGAAUUAGGAGCAGAGAGGAGGCCACUUGCCCCUCGAGACUGCUGUGCCAUUCAACAAGAUCAUGCUGUCGCUUUGCAGUAACCCUUCACCUCCUUACACCUCCAAUCUAACCACAAAGUGGCUGACUUCUGAUGGAACAGCCAGCAAGUCGCUCAAUUCAAGGGUAGUUAGGGAUGGGUAAUAAAUGCUGGGCUUGGCAGCCACUCAUGUCUUGUGAAGAAAUUAGAAAAUCUCCAGUUAGGGUAGGAGAUAUUGGCUCAUUCCUUAAAUUAAGAAAGAAAGCUUCCACUAUACCUCCUUGGGUGCAAGAUGUCUUGGUUAAGUGUUGGCGUUUCCUUGAUUAGUUCUGGGCUGAGUAUGUUGAAUAAAUCAAACAAUGGAAUCUGGCCUGUGGUUAAUUCAUCUUUGGGAGGUGUCACCACAUUCGUGGCUGGGGUCACCGCUGAGCUUUUCUUAAAUUUAAGUGUGUUGUGUUUGUGUUUAAAAUUCUGCACUGGUUAUUCCAAUAUCAGCAGAAAUUCCUCCUGAAAAAGAUAUCGUCCAACUCCAAAAGACUGAGUAAAAGCAUAUCAUUUUGAUUUAAGAAAUUAUUUGCUGGGUUAGAUUUAAACACAACUUCAUCUUUCCAAUGGCGUCAAUAUAUUACACAAAGGAAAGCAUUUUAGCCAUCUCUAGAUGUUCAGCCUCUGUAGGUGUAGAGGUCUGCAAUGUUUAAACCUCUUUACAUGUGUUGUGUAUUCCAAUUUUCCAGAGUUUGUUCAUUGUGUGUAUAUUUUGUACUCGUGUCUGAGGUUUACUUUCUUCUAAGUUGUAUAAUUGUCAUUAACCAAAAUAGUACUUGUCUUUUGUGGCAUCUUUCUUAAAUAAACAUAAGCAGUUU